AUGUCUGAUUCGUCGUUUGUGAAGAUGGAGCCCCUCUCACCACAUUUGGAUGCAAAUAAUGAUGCUGUCCGCAAUGUCCAGAUGGGUUUCGCUAGUUUACACGAGAAAGACGUACAAUUGAACGAAGAAUUGAGCGACUUGAAUGCGGUUGAAGAAUUGGCUGAGUUAAACAAAUUGAACGAUUUGAACAACGUCGAUGACAAUGCCAAUGCAUCCUCGACUGGUUCUUUUGAUGUUUCUAAUGAUUCCAUUGAGGAUUCCCAACCCACUGAGUCUUACAAGCACUUAUCGUGUCUGUUAGAGCAGUCCAGAUCGUCCAGCCUGUCAAGUCUGGGGUCCGACAACUCCGAAUCCAGCAUCGAGCAAGCUUGUGACUCGUGUAGAAAGCGCAAGCUCAAAUGCUCAAAAGAGUACCCCAAAUGUUCCAAGUGCAUCCAGCACAACUGGUGCUGCUCUUAUUCGCCUAGAACUGUCAGAUCUCCUUUGACCAGAGCACAUAUGACCGAGGUUGAGAACAAAUUGGCCCAUGUUAUUGACAUGUUGCGGUAUGUUUUGCCUAGAAGCGUCGAUGUGGACCAGCUCAUGCACAUGGAUGAUUACACCAAGGCAUUACGAAUCCACAGAGACAAGUUGCUUGAAAAGCCCACAGACACUACACGCUAUAUCUCUGAUAAGAAGCUCCACGACGCUGGGUUUGACAAGCAGAAGAUCAAGCAAGAGAUCAUUGACGAUUUUGUGCUCAACAACAUCCCCACUGAUAAGAGGUUUCAGUUUGUUCCUCCACCAGUGGUGAGCAACAGCGUCGACAUGUCAGCUUUUGCUACGAGCAUGGACAUGGCCAACGUGGCCAAGAUGGACUUAACUAAGAUGGACACGUUGUCCAAAAUGGACACAUUGACCAAGAUGGGGUCAAAUCUGGAGUCUGAACAUCUGGUUCAGUCUGUAAAUUCUGCACGGUCGUUUGAGUCAACGCACCCGGCGUCGUUGACCAGCCCUUCGUCGCAUCUUUCAUUGAACUCGUACGAUCAUUAUGAUUACGAGGACGAAUUGGAGGGGUUGGGGAAGUGCUUGAAGAAGCAGAAGACCCAACCGAUCACCGAAUACACAUCGAUAUUUGACGAAGUGAUGUGUGACGAUUUUGCUUAA
Sungouiella intermedia is the source of this 1146-nucleotide messenger RNA. The record is from the annotation of a GenBank genome assembly. NCBI's taxonomy places the organism in Eukaryota, Fungi, Ascomycota, Pichiomycetes, Serinales, Metschnikowiaceae.